AUGGACAUACGGACUUUCAUCUCGGACAACUUGAUCAAGCUGGUGGGCGGGUCCGAGAACAUGAUCGUUGACUUUGUCCAGCAGACAGCCAGCUCGGUCAAGAACCCAGACCAGCUUCACGACAAGCUGCAGGCCAUGAUCGAUGCCGACGACAAGGACUUGCGCACUUUCAGUCACCAGCUUUUCCAACGCCUACCAAAGUCCGACAAGUUUUCCACCUCGUCACGACCAAAAGAUGUCUCGGCCAAGGACUCAAAGAAGCGCUAUGCCCUGCUCGAUAUGAACGUUNNGAAGACGAACAGCCUGUAUCUGCUCCACCACCCACCACUCGCCGCCGCGACCGCACAGAAGACAAGAAAGAUCGCCACGACCGCCACGACCGUCGCGACCGACAUACAAAACGUUUGCGCCAACGAGACAAUGGCGAUUUCGACGAUCGCUGGGGCGAUGAAGAGUACGAAGAGGAAGACGAGGAAGAAGAGGACCAGCCUGGGCCAUCAGCCUCGAAGCGUGCAAGACUGGAGGAUGGAUCCGCCUCUCCUCGUCGUCGUUCUGCUUCGCCAGAAGAAGACCCAGAANGAACGUGACCGCAAGGAGCGCAUCGCUUUCGAGAAACGUCUGAAAGAGAGGGAUGAACGUGGCACUAAGAAGAUUGUCGAGGACCGCUCCAAGCAUGAUUCGGCAUCUCGACGUGCCUUGGCCGACGACCCCAAUCAGAGAAAGGCACAACUCGAGGAUAUCAGGUUACGCUCCCGUCAGGAAUAUCUCAANAAGAGAGAGGCUCAAGAACUCGCCCUGCUCCGCAAGCAAGUCGCUGAGGAACAGAUGGAACUUCGUGAGAACCCCUUACUUACAGCUCAGGAGAAGGCCGAAUUCGAGAAGAACAAGAGAACUCUGGAAAUUGCAGAAGAGCGUCUGCGUAUCGACGACCAUCUCGAGGGUUACGCUCUUCCAGAUGACUACAUAACAGAGAAAGGCAAGAUAAGCCGAAAAGCAAAGUCGGAUGCAUUGAACAGUCGUCACGUCGACCGAGACGAGUAUGGAAGAGAACGCUUUGUCACAGAACACGAAGAAUGGGAAAACGAACAGCUCGCCAAAACGAAGGCUCAAAUCAUGGUCUCUGAGCGUGUCAACGAAGCCGACUACGAAUAUGUCUUUGAUCAGGAUCAGCAAAUCCAAUGGAUGACUGACCGUGUCAUGUCUGGAAGCAUGCAACAACAGACGCAGGAGGAACGUCAGCUCGCUCAACAACUCGUCGCCGCAGAAAGAAAGGCAAAGACUAUCGAAGAGAAGCGAAAGACUUUGCCCGUGUACACGUACCGAAACGAGUUCCUGGCUGCUGUCGACAAAUACCAAGUCUUGAUUGUUGUCGGAGAGACUGGUUCUGGAAAGACUACGCAGCUGCCACAAUAUCUUCAUGAACAUGGUAUGACCAAGGACGGCAAGAUGGUAGGAUGUACACAACCCCGUAGAGUCGCUGCCAUGUCGGUUGCUACUCGUGUGGCAGAAGAAAUGGGCGUCAAGGUUGGUAACGAGGUCGGAUACUCUAUCCGAUUUGAGGAUGCAACCAGCGAUAAAACCAUUCUCAAGUACAUGACUGAUGGUAUGUUGUUGCGCGAGUUCCUGACAGAGCCCGAUCUCGGCAAAUAUUCUGCUUUGAUGAUUGACGAAGCUCACGAACGUACAUUGCAUACCGAUAUCUUGUUUGGUCUCAUCAAAGACAUUGCGCGUGGAAGACCAGAUCUGAAGAUUCUCAUUUCAUCUGCCACUCUGGAUGCACAGAAAUUCUCAUCAUACUUUGACGACGCUCCGAUUAUGAAUAUUCCCGGAAGAACUUUCGACGUGGAGAUGAACUACAGCAUGCAACCGGAGGCCAACUACCUAUCAGCUGCUAUUACAACGGUCUUCCAGAUCCAUUUGUCUCAACCUAUGCCUGGCGACAUUCUGGUUUUCUUGACUGGACAAGACGAAAUUGAGCAAGCGAACGAGUCUUUGCAAGAAACCGCUCGGAAACUUGGAGCUGCCGCUGGCGAGUUGAUGAUAUGUCCUAUCUACGCAAACUUGCCUACAGAUAUGCAAAACCGAAUCUUUGAGCCAACGCCACCAAAAGUCCGCAAGGUUGUCCUAGCCACCAACAUUGCCGAGACGAGUUUGACUAUUGACAAUAUCGUCUAUGUCAUUGAUCCUGGCUAUGUCAAGGAGAACAGAUAUACUCCAGCCACCAACAUGGAAAGUCUUGUCGCAGUGCCGAUUUCUCGUGCUUCUGCGAAUCAGCGAGCGGGUAGAGCUGGUCGUACAGGUCCUGGUAAAUGCUUCCGUCUGUACACUAAAUGGGCUUUCUACAACGACCUGCCAGAAUCGACCACGCCUGAAAUUCAGAGGACCAAUCUAACAAGUGUGGUCUUGCUUUUGAAGUCACUGGGUAUCAACGACUUGCUCAACUUUGAAUUCCUGGAUCCGCCAUCUCCCGACAUGCUCAUUCGCUCGCUGGAACAAUUAUACGCUCUGGGUGCCUUAAACGAUAAAGGCGAGCUCACACGAGUGGGUCGUCAAAUGGCCGAAUUCCCAACAGACCCUCUUCUCGCAAAAGCAAUCCUCGCCGCCGACAAGGAAGGCUGCGUGGAAGAAGUGCUCUCCAUCGUCUCCAUGCUCGGCGAAGCAAGCGCCCUCUUCUACCGCCCAAAAGACAAGAAAACCCAAGCCGAUACCACCAGAGAACGCUUCACCAUCAAAGACGGCGGCGACCACCUUACCUACCUCAACAUUUGGAACCAAUGGGUCGACUCGGACUUUUCCCAAGUCUGGGCCAAGGAAAACUUNUUGCAGCAACGCAGUCUCACCCGCGCAAGAGAUGUACGCGAUCAAUUGGCCAAACUGUGUGAUCGCGUCGAAGUCACUGUAUCUUCCUGCGGCGCCACAAACAUCCCUCCAAUCCUCAAAGCACUCACUGCAGGUUUCUUCCCCAAUGCGGCUCGCAUACAGAGGGGAGGAGACAGUUAUCGCACCGUCAAGAACAAUCAAACCACUUGGCUGCAUCCGUCUUCCGUGCUUGCCGCCACGGGGAACCGUCCCAAAUGGACUAUUUAUCAUGAACUUGUGCUUACGAGUAAAGAGUUUAUGCGGUCGUGUUUUCCGUUGCAGCCAGAGUGGCUUUCGGAGGUUGCGCCGCAUUAUUACAAACCAAAGGAUGUGGAGGCUUUGGGGGUGGAUAGGAGGAUGCCAAAGGGUCAAGGUGCUGCUGCGAGUCGCCUGUAG
This is a messenger RNA of Aureobasidium uvarum, 3255 nucleotides long. The record is from the annotation of a GenBank genome assembly. NCBI's taxonomy places the organism in Eukaryota, Fungi, Ascomycota, Dothideomycetes, Dothideales, Saccotheciaceae.